GACACAUGCGACACAUGUGUGUGUGUUGGUGUUGUGUUGUGUGGCCACCAAGUGUAAUAGGUAUUUUCCUCACAAAAAACUGUUUUACUUUUACCAAAUUACCAAUACGAAAUUGAGUAAUGUCUCACGAUUGGUUUGAAAGAAUUGGAAAGCCCAAAUAUGUGGUUGCCCCUAUGGUAGACGCCAGUGAAUUGGCGUGGAGAAUACUGUGCAGGCGACAUGGGGCCCAACUGUGUUACACUCCAAUGUUUCACAGCAAUGUGUUUGUAAAAGAUCCAAAAUACCGCAAGGAAAGCUUUACCACUUGUCCCGAAGACAGACCUUUAAUAGUCCAGUUCUGUGGCAAUAACCCUGAUACAAUGGCAGCUGCUGCUAAACUAGUAGAAGAACAUUGUGAUGCCAUCGACAUCAACCUGGGCUGUCCGCAAGCCAUCGCCAAGAGAGGCCGCUACGGCUCCUUCCUGCAGGAUGACUGGGAACUCUUAAACAGUAUAGUACAAGCCAUGUCAAAGGCCGUCAGCAUCCCCAUAACCUGUAAAGUGAGAAUCUUUGAUGACAUUGACAAGACGGUGGAGUAUGCGCGGAUGCUGGAGCGCGCGGGCUGCCGGCUGCUCACCGUGCACGGCCGCACGCGCGAGCAGAAGGGGCCACUCACCGGUGUCGCCCGGUGGAAACACAUCAAGGCUGUCAGAGAGGCAGUGUCCAUCCCGGUGUUCGCGAACGGCAACAUCCAGUGCCUGGCGGACGUGGCGCGCUGCCUGGCCGCCACCGGCGCCGCGGGCGUCAUGAGCGCCGAGGGGAACCUCACCAACCCCGCCAUCUUCGAGGGAGCCUCGCCCGUCACGUGGGACGUGGCCGACGAGUACCUCGACCUGGUGCAGCAGUACCCGUGCCCCACCUCCUACAUUAGAGGACAUCUAUUUAAAAUAUUUCAUAAGAUAUUUACAUUUGAGGACAACGAUGAGAUCAGGCAAAUUCUGGCUACGGGGCAAAACCUAAAUGACUUUAGGAAAGUGAGCAGCGCCAUCAAGCAGAAGUACCUGUCGUGGCACCAGGGCGGGGGCGGCGCGGCGGCGGCGGGGGGGGCGGGGGGCGAGGGCGCGCUGCGGGCGGGCACCGCGCUGCUGCUGCCGCCCUGGCUGUGCCAGCCCUACGUGCGCAUGUCGCCCGAGGAACACACUAGGAAGAUGCAAGCAUUAAAUAUCAUUCAGGACAGUGAGAGCCAGUGUAAGAGAAUACUUGAAGACCCAGAAGGAAAUGUAAUAUCUCGGAAGAAGAUGAAGAAGCUCCAGCGCACGAGCCGGCGGCCGGCGCGGGGCGCCCCCCGCGCGCCGCGCCCCGCCGACACCUGCCUGCCGCCCUGCGCCAACCCCAGGGGUGGCAAAUGCGAGUACAAGUUGUGCAAGAAGUGCUGCAAGAGCAAGUGCUUCGUGGAGGAGCGGGACUGCCGCGGCCACGGCGUGCUGGUGGCCACGCGCCGCCGCGCCGCGCAGCACCACGCCGCCCUGCGCGCCGCACGGGGGGACCCGAGUGAGGCGCAGCACCACACCACCCUGCUAGCACAGCGGGACGGCGACCUGCGCGAGGCACAGGGGGACGCCGCCGUCGAGGCCUACACUUUGUAAACUAUGACUUAUGCCUCGUAAAUAAAUUUGGUUUCCCCUUGAAAACUAACAAAUGACAAAUAAAACGUAUGGCAGUCAUAGGGCUCAUGCUAUAUUUUACAAAGUUAUACAACAUAUUGUUAUGUUACCUGUACAGAACUCAAGUGUAUAAAUACCAAUUAAGUAUACAUUUAAUGUAUUAAAAUUAUUUAAAAUAAAAAUAAUAUUUUUGAAAAAAGUAA
Plutella xylostella (diamondback moth) is the source of this 1846-nucleotide messenger RNA. The record is from RefSeq and is a predicted model, not a curated record. NCBI's taxonomy places the organism in Eukaryota, Metazoa, Arthropoda, Insecta, Lepidoptera, Plutellidae.